AUCCCUCUCCCCCCUGCUGGGGCUGGGAUGUGUGUUCCCAAUGUUUCAUGCGUGUAUAUAAAAAAAUGAACACUGUCAAGCCAUUCCAUGUGCUUGCGGAAACAACGGUGGUUUUGCCGACGUUGUGAGGGAUACAGGGAAUUGCAGAGCCUUUGUCACUCCGAGAAGAGAUGGGCGUGUGCAACAUUGAGUCGAAGACAGAAAAAUGGAAGGGAUCAAUCUACAUCUGGCGUCUCAAGUCAUUGUGACUAACAACAAGCUGAGCUCAGAGAACUGGUUGUGCUUCACAAGCUACGGAUUUCUCAUCUCCACUAAAUUCAACAACAGGAAGAAAAAUGUGAUCCAUUAACUGGCUAAAAGUUAAUUCGGGCGCUGGGCUCCGCGGUGAUGAUGGUGUCGUUGAAUGAUGAAUCCUGCUGUGAGACGAGGUGAGCUUGAAGGAGGCGGCUGGGACCUUAGAUGAAAAAUACGGACUGCCGUAAGGGCGUGAAUUUGGUGGUUGAAUACGGUAUAAAAUACGCACUUUGUAUGGGACAGGCUCGUCGCAAAGCCGUCACACGCAAGAUACGAGGGCUUCCUGGACAGGACUUCAGAAAUUCUGCACUUUCCAUUCCCUCUCACUUCCUGACGAUGACAUCGUCCAAAAAGGACCCACGACCAAUUUCUUUUCUCCGCCGACAGUGACAAAGGUAUGGCAGAAAACGCUGGGUGGUGAGAGCGGCUGGGAGAGGAUUGCUCCUUCCCUUCUAUAUAAACCCCCUCUCCCCCUCCCCUCUUCUCAUUUUAUCCCACCACCAUUAUUCAUAUUUUCUCUUGAUCACACAACUCCUUUGUCCUGUCUUUAUUCAUCAUUCUUACUCCCGACAACCUCUACGCUCUUUUCGAACAUCUUGCCUCAACAUCAUCAUUCGACUCUGUGCAGUCAACAUGAUGAGAUCUCCCUUCCGUGGGUCUGCUCCGGCUUCGAGCCCUCAUUCGGAACAUGACACCACCUUUCAUGGAACCCCAUCAACCAACUUGACCUCCUUCACUCCUGUGACUGGCAACAAGGGCUACAGAAAGCCAUAUGUCGAGGAUGCAGAAGCCCGUGAGCCUGCAAACCAUUGCUCCAUCAGACAAACCACCCCGACGCAGACUACCAGUGAUGACGUCUUCUUGACUGCACCUACUAUGAGCUCUGGCCCGCAACUCUCUCCCACUGCUCAAGUCUUCCAGCCCAUGUACACCUUCUCGCAAAUGCCAAAUGUGGCUCGUCGUCCUGUUCCCCCACCCCGCGCCAACCGCCCACAAGCCUUUGCUCCCAAGCCAAGUCUCCGCCGUGGCCAAGGUGCCCAACAAACUCUCGCUCCCCUUGCAACCAUUGCUGGUGUCAAGACUCUCCUACAAGACAGUGUCCCAGACACUUCGGUCCGUGGUGACAAUGAGACCUCCAAUUGGGAGGACCGCCGACCGGUGCCACAAGUCAAGAGCAUCAAUGGCCGUGGUGACAAGGAGAUUGAAGCAUACCUCGAUCGUCUUGGUAUCUGGAAUGUUGACCAGAUGAACUUCAUGGCGAAUGCCUCUGGCAAAUACAUCAACGACGUGCACUUUGCUGAGGGAGCCUUCAGCACCGAUGAAAAUGCCACUCGUGCGCUCGCAGUCAUCGGCCUUCCUGCUGAAUUCCGUUCCCGCCGCAUUGCAGAAGCUUUCAAGCUUGAGUCCUUCCCCUCACUGAAAACCAUCAAUGCCUCUCAAGUCGUUGGUGGUGGUCUGUUCACCGUUGCUUUCUCCGAUGUUCGCGAUGCAAAGAAGGCAUGGGACAUCGCCGGCAAACUCGCACCACACACUCGUGUCUUCGCCCUGGCCCCAAGAGCUGUCGCUGCGGAUCAAGGCUUCAACCCAAGUCACGUCAGUGACUUUGAAGGUCAGAUCAUCCUGUCGGUCUACUACAAUGGAAAUCCCAACUUCGAACAACUUGAGGCUGCUCCGAUUGUCGCUGAGAUCAAGCGUCUCCUUGCUCAAUGUGGCGAAGUCAAGGCAAUGCACACCCUGCCAUCCACCCAGCUUCAUUGCCGCGAUUUCCGCGUGGAGUUCUUCGACUCUGCCGCUGUUCCUGUUGCCAAGGAUGUGAUCAGUGGUACCAUCCUCGAUGGUGGUGCUGUUCUUCACGCCGAAGCAUACUCUCCAGACAUCAUCUUUCAAUCAGAUGACCCGGAUGCACCGUUUGAGCAGCUCUCAAUCACUGGCCGAUCCACUGUCCCAGUCGACGAAGACUACGAUCGUCUCGCCUAUGCCAUCACCCGCGACGUUCUUCGCAAUGGCCGUCGCCUCAAUAACACGAAUCACAAUGCUGUUGACAUUGCUCGAAUUCAGUCUGGCAUGGACGUUCGUACUACGAUCAUGUUGCGCAACAUCCCGAAUCGUGUUGAUCAAGGAAUGCUCAAAGAUCUGAUUGAUCACACCAGCUUUGGUCGCUACGACUUCAUGUACCUUCGCAUUGGUAACUGCAACUUCAAAUUUCUCAAAGAAUUUGACUCACUCGUUCCAGACUUUGCCAACAACUGCAAUGUCGGUUAUGCCUUCAUCAACUUCGUCGAUGCUCCUUCGAUCAUCCCAUUUGUCCUUGCUCGUGCUGGAAAACGUUGGAAUUGUUUCAAUUCUGACAAGGUUGCUGAGGUGUCUUAUGCUACAAUCCAAGGCAAAGACUGCUUGGUGCAGAAGUUCCGCAACUCCUCCGUCAUGCUCGAACACCCAAAUUUCCGCCCAAAGUUGUUCGUUGCUGGCAAUGUCCCCGAUGCAGGCCAAGAAGAGAAGUUUCCUACACCCGACAAUCAUUCCAAGAUGCGCCGAUCAGUCGAAAAUGCUGAACAUGUCGGUCUGUAUCUCCCCAGAUCCAUGGGCCCUCGGAACCCUCGGAACAUGAACCACCCCAAAUUCCAACCUCGCAAUCGUCGUAUGAGACGUGCUGGCCCAUUCAAUGCGAAUGGUGUCUAUCUCCCUCCUGCACGUGUUGCAAACCUGGCCCAAUUCACUCCCCCGUCAUCUCCAGACUCUCAGACUCCUGGCAAAUACUUGGUGGAUACCAAGAGUCCCUUUGACGCAUUCUCUGGCAACCCUCGCCCUUUCUCGACUUUUCGCUCCUAAGCAAGGACAAGCAUACCGUGAAGAACAACGACGUCGUCGUUCUCAGUUUGAUCGCGGAACACCAGGAGCUGAAAAUGAAUUGGACAUGAAUCGUCUUCGCACUGAAGAUGUUCCUGCAGGCCCUCCUCGCUUCAGACGUUACAUUCCACAUUACUAGCUCGACAUGUUGGUGACUUUGGACGUCUUCGGAGAUUCAGGUCACUCGUGUUGGUUGAGAUUGUUGGGGGGUUUUCAGUGUUGAGGUCUGGAAAGUCCUGUCAUGCCCUCGGGCUUGGAUGGUUUCUUGCCACCCUCUUGGGGUUGGUCCUUUGCUCUUGGACUUUUGAUCCUGAGCACACCAUCAUUUCAGUGUUUUUUUGCUUGAGAGCAUAUCUUUUCCCCCUGCAUCAUUCCUCACGUCGACGAUACCCCUUGGUGUUGUGUCACCAAUGCCUUAAUCUUGCAAGUUUUCAUUUUUCUUCAAAUGUCUUUCGAGCUCUGCAUGUCAUGUGUUGACAGAAAAGAUGGAAAGGCAUAUGAGAAAUGCCAUCAUGGAAAGCCAUUUUCAUGUAUGAUCACCACGGGUGAUCCACUAGUUAACAAAAAAAAUUGACUUGAUCAAUGACAAUACUAUUGAGUCAAAUACA
Messenger RNA from Exophiala oligosperma, 3749 nucleotides. RefSeq lists its product as uncharacterized. The transcript is spliced from 12 exons. Lineage: Eukaryota; Fungi; Ascomycota; Eurotiomycetes; Chaetothyriales; Herpotrichiellaceae. The record is from RefSeq and is a predicted model, not a curated record. The coding region runs from base 928 to 3123 and encodes 731 amino acids. Gene Ontology annotation, molecular function: RNA binding.